UUUAAUUCUGGAUAUUUGUCAGAGCUAAGAAUGAAGUCAAGAUGACAGAAAAGGUUGAAACAAUUGGUUCGAAGCACGGCGAUGGGAGUUAUGUCAGGAGACGACUCAGAACAAUCAGUUCUUGUAGCUCCUGUACAUCGGAAGAUGACGAGGAGGAUGGCGAAAGACCACAUAUUUCCCUGUACCAGUACUUCAUGUCUGAGUUGACCCGAGGUUACUUUCUUGAGAAUGACAAAGCCAAAUAUGCAGAGAAGAGGAAAAGGGUGUACACAUUUAUGCAGAUCCCACGGGAGAUGGAAUCGUUCAUCAUGUUUGGAUUGUUCCAGUGCACCGAUGCUUUCCUCUUCAUCUUUACAUUCCUGCCUCUCAGAUUCAUCCUGGCAUUACUUCAGGUGUUCACCCAUCCGUGCGGAUUCAUAAAGGCUGGUUCAAGGCGUAUCCUCGACCAUGCCCAGAUAUGUGAUGUACUUAAGAGUAUUGUGAUGAUUAUGUGCUGUUUGAUGAUGCAUUAUGUUGACACUUCCAUGUUGUACCAUAUCAUCAGGGGACAAGCUAUCAUCAAACUCUACAUUUUCUUCAACAUGCUGGAGAUAGCAGACAAAUUGUUCGCAUCAUUUGGACAGGACAUCCUUGACUCCCUCUUUUGGACAGCAGCUGAACCACGAGAUAGAAAACGUGAACAUAUUGGUGUGAUUCCACACUUGAUUCUAGCCAUCUUCUAUGUCUUUCUUCACGCCAUCCUGGUCCUGUUCCAAGCCAUAUGUCUCAAUGUUGCCUUCAACUCUCAUAAUAAAGCCUUGCUUACAAUCAUGAUGUCAAAUAAUUUUGUUGAGAUCAAGGGAAGUGUGUUCAAGAAGUUUGCAAAGAACAAUCUGUUCCAGAUGUCUUGUAGCGACGUGAGAGAACGCUUUCAUUAUCUCAUUCUGCUAUUCAUAGUACUGAUAAGGAACAUGACAGAAUUCUCCUGGAACAUUGACCAUCUAUGGCAGUUAGUUCCUGAUAUCGUAAUGGUGCUUAUAUCAGAAGUGUUGGUCGAUUGGCUGAAGCAUGCCUUCAUCGUCAAGUUCAACGACAUUUCUUCAGAUGUUUAUAAAGAGUAUACAAUCAGCCUGGCAUAUGAUACAGCUAUUAGUAGACAGAAAGAUGCAUUUUCUGACCAUUCAGAUCUUGUGUCACGAAGAAUGGGCUUCACACCGUUGCCCCUUGGUUGCCUCUUGUUCAAGAUCGUGUGUCAGUCCCUAAAAGUUCAUGGUUACCUGGGCAUAUUCUUAUGUUUCCUGGGCUAUUUAUGCCUGGUAUUUCUCAAAAUACUUAACAGUAUCCUCCUGCUUGGGUUGGCAAGCGACCACAUCAAUGAAUACAGAAAAUCAAGAGAAGAGAUGAGUGAGAAGGAAAAAGAGCAAGAAAAAUCACGUACUUCAUCGGACCUGAUCCAAAUUAGGAGAUUCAGUAUCGCUACAGACACUUUCCCCACACGGAAGAAAAAACGUACUCAUAAACGCAGCAGUUCAGAUGUGAAAAUCCCGACAACAACAAAGGAAGAUGCCCCUCCGAUCCCAUUGAGUCCUAGUUUAAGUCCUAAUUUAUGUAUACGCCAAGACUCCAUCCUUUCUAAACCGAUCCUGUUUUCUGAUAGUUCUGUUAAUAUCAGCGGGAUGGGCAUAAACAAUGAGUUCACAGAGUUCAAACAGGAAAUGGACAAAAAGGAGGAGAAACGUGAAGAGGAUAAGAAAGAGAAGAAGGCGGAAAAUGCCGAGACUCGUAGUCAUGGUGACGUUAAUAGUAGCUUUACUGAGGAUAAACCUCCUCUUUCUGACAUUGACAGAUACUCUAUGUGUAGUAAUAGGAUUGUGUAGAGUGUCAGCAGGGAGGUUUUAGAAGCCAUAUCUUGACUAGCAUGUAGAUAUGUCUAUCUGUAUAUUCUGUUGUUAUAGCCCGUAAAUGACACAUAUUUGUUGUUAUGAUUGGGGAGGAGAAGACAGUGUUGGCAGAGGGAAACGUCAUAUAGAGUUUGUUGCCUACAAAAAGAUUUGUAUUGCUUGACAUCAAACUCAUCCUUGUAAUGAAUUGUAGCAGUUAUUCUGUGGUGACGGAUGUACUUAGUUUGUGUCAUAUUCAUAUAUUUCUGUUAUCAUGGUAAGUGCUUUUGUUAUGCAAGUAAUAAAAUGUGAUAUAGAUA
This is a messenger RNA of Lineus longissimus, 2179 nucleotides long. Its product is annotated as transmembrane anterior posterior transformation protein 1 homolog. Gene Ontology annotation, biological process: positive regulation of cilium assembly. Bases 42 to 1856 code for a protein of 604 amino acids. The record is from RefSeq and is a predicted model, not a curated record. Gene Ontology annotation, cellular component: ciliary basal body; endoplasmic reticulum membrane. Lineage: Eukaryota; Metazoa; Nemertea; Pilidiophora; Heteronemertea; Lineidae. The transcript is spliced from 12 exons.